Alexandromys fortis (reed vole) is the source of this 414-nucleotide messenger RNA. RefSeq lists its product as uncharacterized. The record is from RefSeq and is a predicted model, not a curated record. Lineage: Eukaryota; Metazoa; Chordata; Mammalia; Rodentia; Cricetidae. The coding region runs from base 1 to 414 and encodes 137 amino acids. The transcript has 2 exons.
AUGUGUACCAACUCUCAGCGGACCCAUUUCGUCGUCGUGGUAGCAGAAGCUCGGGGAGGUCUCAGCCCGGGGCGGGCGCUCGACUCGCCCCCAGUUCCACAGCCCCUCCCCUCCUCGGGCCCGGCCCGAGGCCAGAUCCUCGCCAGAGAUUCCGGACCUCCUCAGGAUAGCCCACCUGAGCCCCCACAGCUCGCGCAGCUUCCGCACCAGAGCUCUAGGCGCCCUCCAGCCAGCACCGCCGAGGAGCGCUCACCUGAGCCCGCGCCGCUCCGGAGGCUCCGCCCCGAGUCCCCGCCCCUUGCCGCUCCCCGCUCCGCCGGGCCUGGCCGCUCUAGCCCAGCCGCCGCCUCGUCUCGGUGUCCUCGCCACUUCCUCCUCCGGGGCUUGGGAGGGGGGGCGUGGCGUCGAGUCUGA